Molecule: messenger RNA, 378 nt
Organism: Drosophila sulfurigaster albostrigata
Lineage: Eukaryota; Metazoa; Arthropoda; Insecta; Diptera; Drosophilidae
Exons: 3
Coding region: 1-378 (125 amino acids)
Source: RefSeq, a predicted model, not a curated record
AUGAGUGUAGGUAUCUAUGUGUGCGUGAUCUCAAACUCACCGGAGUUGGUAGAAGACUUGAAGGACUUUCUGGAUCUUAUACCAACUGCGGAUAUAGAUGAACUUGUCGCAGAACAUUAUAUAUUUGACUCUGGUUUUCGCCAUGCAGCCGAAUUUCUGCGCAGUUCGGACUUUAAGGAGCUGGCACAAAGUGCAGUACAGUUGACCGAAGUCAUUGAGAUUAUAAAUUUUCUGCAUCUCAACGAUAAAAGUAUCAGGAAAUGGCUUCAUUUCCAUAAUCGCCACAACCGGCAGCUUAUUAUUGAAGACGCUGCAGUGGAAGAGUAUGGCUACUUUUUAUCAAAUGGUUUAAAUAAUCUGAAGUUCAGCCGGCAGUGA